GAGACACAAACACUGUAGGGAAAAAAAAAAAAAAUCACCAAAACCAAAAUCCCCCUCUUUAUUAUUUAGCCCUCUUGAGGGGAAGGUUUUGCACUCUUCCAAAUCUCUCUCUCUCUCUCUCUCUCUCUCUCUCUCUCUCUCUCCUCAUCCAUCCAUCUCUCCCAAUCCCAUCUAUGAGGAUCCGCAAGAGACCUCAUCUCUCCUCCUCCUCCUCUUCUCCUCUCUCUUCUUCUUCUUCUUUGGUGGUCUCAGAUCCAUCUCUCCCACUCCCACCACCACAAAAUGGAACAAGAGAGGGGCUGCUAAAGGAGAGAGAAAUAGGAGAGGGGUUGCACCCAGAUGGGGAUCUAACAAUAGAACCCCAUCAUGGGUAUUUUUUCCUGGGGGAAGAUCCCACAAAGAGGGGUUUAAAGGAUCCACCUCUCUCUACUAAUCCUUAUCCAACGAUUGUAGUGGAUCCUUCCCACAUCUCCACUUGUUGCAUUACUACCCCAAAUACUACCCAUGUUGAGUUGCUGAUGAAGGAAGUGAAGGAUGAGAAGGAAGGGGAGAAGAUGGUGGAUUCAAGGAGGAGAUGGGAUGCCCAAGUUAAUAGUAAUAAGAGAAUAGGGAGUGGCUCAAGCUCCAGAGAGAAGGCUCUCUCUCAUAGGAAAAGAAAAGGAGUGUGUGACAAUGGUGGUCGUAGUACUGAGGUAUCCGAAGAGAACCCAGUUAAGAAAGAGAAGAAGCCUAUGGGGAGAGCGAGAGCGAACACCACUUCACUUAUCGACCAUUGCACCGCGGAUAACGGCGGCGACAGCAAGGAGGGCAAUAGCGAAGGGACGAAGGAGGAGAAGGGAGGAGUGACGGCGAACGCAAGUGCAGGGAAGAAGAGGCGGAGCCCCGCGGUGUUAAUGGAGGGCUCGCGGUGCAGCCGCGUGAACGGAAGAGGGUGGAGGUGCUGCCAGCAAACGCUUGUGGGUUACUCUCUUUGCGAGCACCAUCUCGGCAAAGGGAGGCUAAAGAGCAUGAGUAGCGUGCGCGGCCAAUUGGGUGUUACAGCCAAAUCGAAAAGAAGCGCUUCUGUGAAAGGCGGAGAUGGUUCGGUUGCUGCAUCUUCUUCGUCUCAGGAGCUUCUGGAGAAGCCGAAGCAGCAGCUGAGCUCAGAAGCCGAUAAUGGAAAAGAAGUGCUUUUCGAGGAGGAGGCGGAGGGGGAGGAGAAGGCAGUGCGAGGGAGUAAGAAGAAGAAGAUUGGAACGGUGAAGGCCCGAUCGAUUAGCAGUCUCCUCGACAAAACGAAUGGUAGCCACCCGACGGUGUCUUCGACCGUAUCACCGCCACCUUCGUCACCGUUGCUCAAUAUUAUAUAGUCGUGAAAAUGCAUAGAAAUUAAUGGUCAAGCUGUUAAUUAGUUUGAUCAAGAAAGUGUGCUUCAAUUUUUGCAGUAGGAAGUUCUUGUUGUAUGGAAAAGUAAGCAGAUGCAUGCUUCAUUGCACUCAACAAAUGCUCAUUCCCUCUUUAUGUAUAUUCUCCUACUCUAGAGAACCAAACCAGGAGAACACAAUACCUUUUUUGGUGCAAGUGUUACUAUAUAUUGUUAUUACUAACAUAAGACUAUUUCUGAUCCA
Molecule: messenger RNA, 1607 nt
Organism: Ananas comosus (pineapple)
Lineage: Eukaryota; Viridiplantae; Streptophyta; Magnoliopsida; Poales; Bromeliaceae
Exons: 3
Coding region: 174-1349 (391 amino acids)
Source: RefSeq, a predicted model, not a curated record